This is a messenger RNA of Lactuca virosa, 951 nucleotides long. NCBI's taxonomy places the organism in Eukaryota, Viridiplantae, Streptophyta, Magnoliopsida, Asterales, Asteraceae. The record is from the annotation of a GenBank genome assembly.
CUUCAAAUUAAGUUAAAGAAACCAAAGACAAUGGCUACAUUUCAUCAUUCACGGAGGUUUUGCUUCAUCCAUAGCAUCAUCACAAUCGUCUUCUCCUGGUUUGCAAACCUUACUGGAGCUGCCUACCAUGGCUAUGUGCCGAGUCCCUGGACUCUCGCACAUGCCACGUUUUAUGGGGAUGAGACUGCAUCUGCAACCAUGGGUGGUGCUUGUGGAUAUGGAAACUUGAUAACUAAUGGAUACGGAACGGAUACAGCUGCUUUGAGCACAACCAUCUUUAGCGAUGGUUACGCCUGUGGUCAGUGUUACCAAAUACGGUGUGUCCAAUCUCCAUGGUGCUACACAGGAUACACCACCGUUACUGCCACCAACCUUUGCCCGCCUAACUGGUCUCAGGAUUCAAACAAUGGAGGAUGGUGUAAUCCUCCCAGAACCCACUUCGACAUGGCCAAGCCUGCCUUCAAGAAAAUUGCUCAAUGGAAGGCAGGCAUUGUCCCUGUCAUGUACCGCAGGGUACCAUGCAAUGCUAUUAGAAAAGGUGGCAUUCGAUUCUCUUUUCAAGGAAAUGGCUACUGGCUGUUGGUUUAUGUGAUGAAUGUUGCUGGUGCUGGAGACAUCAAACAGAUGUGGGUGAAAGGGACAAAGACAGGUUGGAUCAGCAUGAGUCAUAACUGGGGUGCUUCAUACCAAGCUUUCGCAACUCUUAAGGGUCAAGCCCUCUCCUUCCGAUUAACUUCAUACACCACCAAACAGACUAUCACUGCCUACAAUGUCGCCCCUGCUAACUGGAACUUAGGGUUGGCAUAUCAAGGCAACGUCAACUUCCAUUGAUCACCUUUCAAUGUUCUGGCUCUUCAAACGCAUUUGAAACCGUUUGAUUCAGUUGAAGCUGGUACAUCUGCUUUUAAAUAAUAUUGUAUCCAGUUAGUAUUUUUGAGACUGUAAUGAACU